Messenger RNA from Cottoperca gobio, 6935 nucleotides. RefSeq names its product TIAM Rac1 associated GEF 1b (gene tiam1b). Gene Ontology annotation, biological process: activation of GTPase activity; small GTPase-mediated signal transduction. Gene Ontology annotation, cellular component: cytosol; plasma membrane. Gene Ontology annotation, molecular function: protein binding; guanyl-nucleotide exchange factor activity. Lineage: Eukaryota; Metazoa; Chordata; Actinopteri; Perciformes; Bovichtidae. Bases 256 to 5064 code for a protein of 1602 amino acids. The record is from RefSeq and is a predicted model, not a curated record. The transcript is spliced from 27 exons.
GGCGGUGUGGAAACAACACGCAUGGUCCGUGGACAGGCAGGCAGACCUUGGAGAGGCGGCAGGAUACAGAGACACGGUGAUGGACAAUACCAGCGUGUGAAACAUGAAGAUUUCAGUGUCAGUACGGAAGCAGCCAGACCCCGACGGUGGCAGAGCUUUGUGGAUCGUACCAGCAGCUGAAGGAUCAAACUGUCUGAAGCUCCAGUGACAAACAAAAUGCCAGAAAAAUCAAUACGAUCCUGCAGCCUCUGAAUUAUGGGAAAUGUCGAGAGCCAGAAUGGGGACCAUACCCUCUACGGUAACGAACAUGGCUAUUUGUCACGUAAGCACAUGUCUCGAUCUCUUCGCAUCUCCAACAAGCAGUCCAGACGCUCUCGACAUGCUUCAUCAGGGAAAAUAGAGCACAGGAACUCUGAGACGAGCACACGCUCAAGUAGCACCCCCAGUAUCCCACAAUCCCUAGCUGACAAUGGCCUGGAGCCCUUCAAUGAGACCAAUAUCCUCCCAGACUUUGGAAGUCCCAUUUGGGUGGACCGUGUGGCUAUGAACCUGCGACCUGUGUCCUUUCACAACGACCUGGCCAAUCCUUCUGUGCACAUGAAUAUGAUGCACGUUACCCUGCCUGGACCCACUGCAGAGGAAGUGCAGGACGAAGAUGCGUACACGGGCGAGGUAACGUACCUCCAGAAAACACGGGACGGCUCCAAGGAGACCGUCAGCUUCAAGAAGAAGAGAUCUAAGUCUGCAGACAUGUGGCGAGAAGACAGCCUGGAGUUCUCCCUGUCUGACCUUAGCCAAGAGCACCUGACCAGCACAGAGGAGAUCAUAGACACGGCCAACGAGAGGGACUUCACUGACUGCAAAGGACACCUGCAGUCCAGCCCCACAGACUCCACUGACAGGGCGAACUCCCUGGACGAGUUGUAUAGCCAGAAGAGCCCUGCCCGCAGGCAACCCCACGGCCGCUAUGCCAAGUGGCACGGCGCCAACAAGGCUAUCAGGGAGGGCGAGGACGAUAAGAUGAUCUCUCCAUCAGAGGAGGAUGGGAACACCUACGGAGCAUACACCCUCCCCUGCCGGCGUUCCCACUGCCUGUCGGAGGGCCUGAGCAGUCACCAAGCUGCCAUGUGUGCCAGUAUGCAGGGCAGGAGGGCACAGACCAUACAGGAUGUCACAGCCGGGGAGGGCAGCGAGUACGAGGACAGUGGCAUCGACGGGGUGACGGUGGAGGCAGAGCACCAGUCGCGACGCUACAAGACCAUGUCAGCCUCCUUCUCCGUGUGCUCGGCGGCCGGCAGGAGCAUGUUCGCUGGCAGCGACAGUGGCAGCAGCAGUGGCGGCGGGGCCAGCGAGUGUGUACAGGGUGUGUACGAGAACUUUCGUCAAGAACUAGAGAUGAGCUCCUGCCAAACUGAGAGCUUGGAGGAGGCGGGGUCCGCCCUGAGUGACGAGCAGAGCACUAUGAGCUCCGCCUACCAGUCUGACGCAUUGCUCAGCGUCGCCCAGGGGAUGGUGCGCAAAGCUGGCAGGCUUGCCGUGAAGAACUUCCUUGUACAUAAGAAGAACAAGAAAGUGGAGUCAGCCACGAGGCGCAAGUGGAAGAGUUACUGGGUUUCCCUGAAAGGUUGCACUCUGUUCUUCUAUGAGACUGAUGGCCGUUCAGGGAUUGACAACAACAGUAUUCCCAAGCAUGCCAUCUGGGUAGAGAACAGUAUUGUCCAGGCUGUACCAGAGCAUCCCAAAAAGGACUUUGUGUUCUGUCUCAGCAACUCCCUGGGAGAUGCUUUUCUGUUUCAGACCUGCAGCCAGACAGAGCUGGAGAACUGGAUCACAGCCAUCCACUCGGCAUGUGCCACUGCCGUCGCCCGCCAGCACCACAGAGAGGACACGGUGCGCCUGCUUCGCGCAGAGAUCAAGAAGCUGGAGCAGAAGAUAGACAUGGAUGAGAAGAUGAAGAAGAUGGGAGACAUGCAGCUGUCUGCCGUUACUGACACCAAGAAGAGGAAGACGAUCCUGGAUCAAAUCUUCCUGUGGGAGCAGAACCUGGAGCAGUUUCACAUGGAUCUAUUCCGCUUCAGGUGCUACCUGGCCAGCUUGCAGGGAGGAGAGCUGCCGAACCCAAAACGCCUGCUGGCAGUUGCCUCCCGUCCCACCAAGCUGGCAAUGGGCCGACUGGGUAUAUUCUCCGUCUCCUCCUUCCACGCACUGGUGGCCGCUCGCACAGAGAACGGAGUGAGACGGCGAACACAGGCCAUGUCUCGUUCCUGCAGCAAGCGAAAGAGCAGGUUCUCGUCCCUCUGGGGUCUGGACACUACCUCAAAGAAAAAAACAAAAGCCCAUCCCAGUAUAAACCAGCAGGUCUUUGCUGAUGGCGAAGAGCCAGUAAAAAAGCCUGUGGAUGGCAUAUAUGUUGAUCCUUCCAGGGAACACACAAAAAGUGAGGAUGGAACUGUAAAAAGCCUUCAACGGCCCAGCACGGAAAGUGACAUCUGGGUCCCCGACCACCUCACCCCCUCCUGGGUGUGUCUGCCAAAUGACCAGCCAGUACUAACCAUCAUCCAGCCAGGGGAGUCAGCACUGUGCGUUCUGGAAACCAUCUGCAAGGCUCACCAGCUCGAUCCCACCAAGCACUACCUGCGACUCAAAUUCCUUAUUGAAAACCAAGUGCAAUUCUACAUUCCCAAACCAGAAGAGGACGUGUGCGACUUGCUUUACAAAGAAAUUGAGCUCUGCUCGAAGAUGACAAAAGUAAUCAAGUUCGACAGAGACGAAUCCUGCAUGAUUGGUUACGGUUUCUCCAUUUCAGUGGUGGAGGAGGACGGAGUACAACAGCUCUACAUCACUGAUGUGAAGGCGGGCGGAUUAGCCUUCGCAAAAGGUCUAAAUGCAGGGGAUGAAAUACUUCAACUGAACGGAAAAGACUCUCACAGUCUCAACUUCUCCGACAUGAAGGUGGCUUUCUCUCAAGCCUCGCUGGCUUUGACAGUCAACACCCUGCCUUCCAUGGACCGCCGUCAGCUCUGCUACCUGCCGCCACGCCGCUCAGAUGCAGAGGAAGAUCUCUACACGGACAUCUUCUCACAGAGUCAAGAGGAAAUCCUGGACGACGGGGUGGGACUGCUGCUCGAGAGCUCAGGAGACAGUCUGGACGACGACUCUGAGAUCUUCAGUGAGUUUGAGUGCAGAAAGAGUACGGAGCAGGUCGCUGCUUUCUGCCGCAGUCUCCAUGACAUGAAUCCCACGGAGUGUGUGUCCUCUUCGCCUAGCCCAGACUCGCCCUUCCCACCUCCUGCAACUCUCCGACAGCUCUCCGAUGCCGACAAGCUCCGCAAAGUCAUCUGUGAACUUGUGGAGACUGAACGCACCUAUGUCAAAGAUCUCAAUUGCCUCAUCGGGAGAUAUUUAACCCCACUGCAGAAAGAGACCAUCCUCACACAAGAUGAGCUGGAUGUUCUGUUUGGGAACUUGCUGGAAAUGGUGGAGUUCCAGGUUGAGUUUCUCAAGACCCUGGAAGACGGGACCAGACUGGUUCCAGAUCUAGAGAAAUUGGAGAGAGUGGAUCAGUUUAAGAAAAUCCUCUUUUCCCUGGGAGGCUCUUUCCUGUACUACGCAGACCGUUUUAAAAUCUACAGUGCUUUCUGCGCCAGCCACACCAAAGUCCCUAAGGUCCUCGUAAAAGCCAAAACCGAUCACGAUUUCAAGGCCUUCCUGGAUGAGCGUAACCCCAAGCAGCAGCACUCCUCCACCCUGGAGUCAUACCUGAUCAAACCCAUCCAGAGGGUGCUAAAGUAUCCCCUCCUGCUGAAGGAGCUCUACUCACUCACAGACCCAGACAGCGAGGAGCACUACCACCUGGACGUUGCCAUGAAAGCCAUGAACAAAGUUGCCAGCCACAUCAACGAGAUGCAGAAGAUCCAUGAAGAGUUUGGCGCAGUGUUUGAUCUUCUCAUCACUGAGCAGAGCGGUGAAAAGAAAGAGGUGGCUGAUCUGUCCAUGGGUGACCUGCUACUCCACACCAGUGUGACCUGGAUCAACCCCCCUGCCUCCUUAGGAAAAUGGAAGAAAGAGCCCCAGAUGGCUACAUUUGUGUUUAAAACGGCAGUGGUCUUUGUAUGCAAGGACGGAUCCAAGCAGAAAAAGAAAAUGGGUGGCUCCCAUCGAGUCUCUGUGUCUUCAGAAGAAAAAGACCCUUUCCGAUUCCGUCACAUGAUCCCAACUCACGCCCUUCAAGUCAGAUCCUUGGCCAAUGCAGAUGGUGAGGGCUCGGCUAUGUGUGAGAUUGUUCACACAAAGUCUGAGUCGGAGGGAAGGCCAGAGAGGACAUUUCAGCUGUGCUGUAGUUCUCCAGAGAGUAGAAAAGACUUUCUGAAGACAGUCCAUUCUAUCUUGAGGGAAAAGCACCGCCGGCAGCUCCUAAAAACAGAGAGUUUACCCCUCAACCAGCAGUAUGUGCCCUUUGGAGGAAAGCGCCUCUGUGCCCUGAAGGGAGCGCGUCCUGCCAUAAAUAGAGCAGCAUCGGCGCCAACCAGGACUCUAGGCAGGAGGAAGUUAGUGCGCAACCGGUUCACCAUAGACACCGACAUUGUUUUUGAUGGUGAGCCCGAACAGGACAUCGUUUCACCACAGGAGCCCAACUCAAAUCCGCUACAGCGGGACAACGAACCAGAUCAGCAGCUGCAGCAGUCUGAGUUAGCAGGAGACACAGACCGCUGGGUGGAAGAACAGUUUGACCUAGAAGAAUACGUAGACCAGGAUGAGGUGAAGGAGACAGACAUCCUUAGUGAUGAGGAUGACGAGUUCUGCCAGAAACCCAGAGCGCUGUCCACUGAGGCUGACCUGGAGGCCCAUGUCAUGGCUUUGUCCUUGGAAAGUGAAGAAACAGAGGAGAGCGAGAGCCUUAAGUCCCCAAUAGCUAGUGGGACACCUGAUGAUGUGAAGCUGUGCAACACAGAGAGGCAGAGCGCCGAGAUCAAUGACAUUGUGGAGAAUCAAAAGCAAACGGAGAAGGGUGAGAUUUGGGUAAAAAGGCAGCAAUCCAGUUUGUCCCCAGACUGUGGCACAUAAAAGCUGAAGAGGACAGGCAGACAGCUUUACAUGGGCUCCAUAAAGAUCUAUCAUCUUCACAAACAAUGCAUGGGCAUUGACGUAUAUCGCACAGCUAAUAGAAGAUAUAUCCUUCCUUACCUUACUUUUGCUGAAUGCUUUUUGUAAUGGUAAGAUCAUCAGUGGAGCAAUACAGGAAUCUAGAACGAGGGAGCUUUAUCCCAAAUCAAAUGCUGUUACAUAGAAGUCUAAUGUAGGCUAUGAGAGAUGAACUAAUGGUACAAUCAUGAAAUCUAAUCAGUUGCUUUGAUUGGCAUGGUUUGCACAUUUGGGCAGCAUUCUAUAGUCCUGCCUGCUGUUGCCAAAUUUGGUUAUUGUGAGAACAUUGAUAUUUGUUUUGUCUAUGUGACUCAGAGAUAUUAUCAUAGUUAAGGGCUGUAUAUUAUUUGUCCUUUAAAGAAAUAGAAUAAUUGCAAAGGACAGUCUUGUCUUGCAUAGUUUACUGUACUUGUACAUUUUCACAUGAAUAAACACUGACAUGUUUUUGGAACAUAUUUCCUGGUUAUGUAUAAUAUAUGAUUUUGAUCUCUUGUUUUACAGCUAUCUUUUUAGCCUGGAAAAUAUUGUUUGUUCUCUUGUUACAUUUAAUAGUGGGAUUAUGUAAUAGCCCCUAUGUCACAGAGGCUAAGGUUUUUAUUUUUAUUUGUUUUUAUUUAACAUAAUCCUGUUUUACUUGAAUUUGCUGUUUCAUGUUUUUGUUUUACUGUGAUUGUAUUUUUCCUUUUUGCUCUUCAGUAUUGCCAUUUUAAGAACGCUCAAUGUUACAUUUCAUUCUUAAUACUUAGCGUGCAAACUCUGGGGAAAAUUCACAAAAGGAUUGUGCUGCUUUUGCGUCCGCUUAACCUGCACAAAUAACACAAAAACAAACCGUGAAACUCUCAAAGCAUCCACAAAGGGGGAAAUGCACCACUUCCUGAGCUGCCAAGCAAAUAGCUUCUCUCUACUCCUUUGCACAGAGAAGGACAUAUUUUAAUUAGGUAAUACGCAUUCAUUUGGUGCAAAAUGAACCCCUUUUUAUCUAUGAACAAGCACGUUGCAAAAACGAUCACAAACAUCAGUGCUAAUAGCCACAGGCAGUUACAGUGAACACAUAGGUGUCUUCAGAGAGUUGGUGGUAAGUGCAUUAAUAAAGAAUGUCACAACCAGACUUACAAGUGAUCAUGGCAUAUUCAAUCCGAAACAUGGUUUCUCUGUUACAUUUAAAUUCCUUGCCUGAAGAUUUGCCUCUGUAGCCAGCGGUCUGAAUGAAAUUCUUAUUUUUGCCAUUUUUCUGUCUAUUGAGUUUGCAAAGGAAACAUUUAUACUUUGCCAGAUGGAUAAUUGCAAUCAGAAAAGCAGUUGGCUGCAAAACGUUAUGGCCGUGUUUGCGAUGGAAUAUCAUUUGCGCAACAUCUCAUUUGAGUCGAACAUUGAGAGGGGACAGAUAGCGGUUGCAAGUGAUGCGCGACUCAUAGUGCAAUCAGCGGCCACAGUCCAUUCUUUGUGAAUUUGCCCAUCUUUAUUGUAGAGAAUUUGCACAUCAGUUAUUUUAAAAAGGUCUUGUGUGUUCAAAAAGAUUGUUUACUGGUAAUCGAUCACAAAGCAAUGUUUUUUUAUUUAUUCAUAUGUAAAUUAAUUUGUCAAAAAACACAAGUCAUUUUUUCACAAAGAAAGUCCAAAUUUGCUCAAGCAAUCAAGGGGAAAGACUUGCAGUAUGCCUGAACAGUGAAAGAAGUCAUACUUGUAAACAACUCAUUGUGCUACUAAGACUGCAUUUUUAUUACUGUGUGUGUAUAUAGAAAAAUGUAUUGAUAUCAUAAUAAAUACAGUUGUUUCCUACUUAUAAUUCAAAG